AUGGCAAGUUUCGAAUGCAACAUUUGCUUGGAGCAAGCUGUGGAGCCGGUGGUCACUCGCUGUGGUCACUUGUUCUGUUGGGGAUGUCUUCAUCAGUGGUUGAACUCAACAGCAGCCAGCCAAGCUAGCCGGGCUGGGCAACUGAAUUCCGGCAUGAGCGGCCAAACGGUCGGUUCCGCUUGCCCUAUCUGUAAGGCCUCCGUCACCAUCCAGAAUGUGAUUCCUGUGUACACGCGUGGGAGCCAGACGGAUCCUCGCAACUCGUAUCCCAAUUUGCCUGCACGGCCGCCUGGCGAACGCCCAGAGCCGGAGCCCGCAUCGGUGCUGGCCCUGCAGGCGUUUCAACACGGAGGAACUCCGGAGUCCUACGGUUUUACGGCUGGACAGGGCUUCUAUCCAGUGAUCUUUGGUCUCAACUGGCAGGGGGCAUCUCUGCUUGAAGCACCCUCAUCCUCGAAGCGCUUUUCGUUCUCGAUACUAGGCCUCUCUUUGCUGUACUUCCUGGUCUUGUGGAUACUCUGA
Messenger RNA from Symbiodinium necroappetens, 522 nucleotides. The record is from the annotation of a GenBank genome assembly. Lineage: Eukaryota; Dinophyceae; Suessiales; Symbiodiniaceae.